AUCAAUCUCUAAAUUUCAAGAAAACAGAAAUAUUUCCUGUUUCACAUGCUGACAUACAGGGUCACUGUCAUUUAAUUACCUCCAAACAAGGUCUAUCAAUUCAAACAAUGUAGAAAACCUUAUCUCUGGAAAAAAGAAUUUAAAGAAAAUAAAAGUGCAACCCAUGGUUAAGACCAGAAGCUUAUCGAAAUAGGGCACAGACCAUAUUCAGCUGAGACACAAUACUAAAGCUUUCUAUAAGAUAAUAAUGGCAGCCCUAAGUUGCCAUCUUCAGUUCACCGUUUCUAAAGGUUGUUCUAAUGUCAAAGCUAAGCCUUUUAUCUUCUGUUCUGCCCAGCCUGCUAAAAGCAAUAUCAAGGUAGUUGUCAAUGGAGCAGCAAAGGAAAUAGGAAGGGCGGCGGUAAUUGCAGUGACUAAGGCUAGAGGUAUGGAAGUAGCAGGUGCAGUGGACACCCAUUUUGUUGGGGAAGAUGUUGGACUGCUUUGUGACAUGGAAGAGCCACUGGAAAUACCAGUAAUAAAUGACCUUACCAUGGUAUUGGGUUCCAUUUCUCAGUCAAAAGAAACUGGGGUUGUUAUUGAUUUCACCGAUCCUUCUACAGUUUAUGACAAUGUGAAACAGGCAACAGCAUUUGGCAUGAAAAGUAUAGUCUACGUGCCUCGAAUUAAAGUAGAUACAAUUGCUGCAUUAUCUGCACUCUGUGAGAAGGCCAGCAUGGGUUGUCUGGUUGCACCGACUCUAUCCAUAGGAUCAAUACUCCUGCAGCAAGCCGCGAUUUCAGCUUCUUUUCACUAUAAUAACGUAGAGAUUGUGGAAUCAAGGGCACACGGAGCAGACCUUCCAUCAGCCGAUGCAAACCAAAUUGCAAAGAACCUCUCCAACCUGGGCCAGAUCUACAAUAAAGAAGAUCUAUCAACAGAUGUUUUGGCUAGGGGCCAAGUUCUUGGAGAAGAUGGUGUCAGGGUGCAUAGCUUAGUCCUACCAGGGCUUCCCUCCAGCACGACAGUUUACUUCUCUAAACCAGGAGAGGUAUACUCUAUCAAACAUGAUAUCACAGAUGUGCAAUGCCUCAUGUCUGGCCUACUCUUGGCUAUUAGAAAGGUCAUCCGUCUAAAGGUAACCCAUUGUUUUGUUUUUCAUUUCUUUUUUUCUUCAUUCCCUCUGCUUCAAGCUUCAGCAAGCCUCAAUGUAAAAUCCUUCUUUUUGUCUUUUUCUGUAGAAUCUGGUAUAUGGCUUGGAAAAACUUUUGUAAGAUGUUUGAUGCUCUCGAAUCUCGGCAUGGAACUUAACUCCUUGGUAAACCUGCAAAGCAGAUAAAGAAACAGUGUCAUCCUGCAGACGAGUAUAUGAAAGGAAAAUUGACAUAUCAGAAAGGGAACAAAUUGUUAAGUUAUAAACUAGAAGACAUGAAUAUUUAAAUGAACCUUUUGAAAUUUCAAAGUUUUGGACUUGCAGUUUGAAUAUAAUCAUGAUGAAGGAUUUUAUGAGA
Ricinus communis (castor bean) is the source of this 1490-nucleotide messenger RNA. RefSeq names its product dihydrodipicolinate reductase-like protein CRR1, chloroplastic. Gene Ontology annotation, molecular function: 4-hydroxy-tetrahydrodipicolinate reductase activity. Bases 248 to 1318 code for a protein of 356 amino acids. The record is from RefSeq and is a predicted model, not a curated record. The transcript is spliced from 9 exons. NCBI's taxonomy places the organism in Eukaryota, Viridiplantae, Streptophyta, Magnoliopsida, Malpighiales, Euphorbiaceae. Gene Ontology annotation, cellular component: chloroplast stroma.